Messenger RNA from Pseudoliparis swirei, 2757 nucleotides. RefSeq names its product heat shock protein 90, beta (grp94), member 1 (gene hsp90b1). Gene Ontology annotation, molecular function: ATP binding; ATP-dependent protein folding chaperone; ATP hydrolysis activity. The transcript is spliced from 18 exons. Gene Ontology annotation, biological process: protein folding. The coding region runs from base 81 to 2507 and encodes 808 amino acids. NCBI's taxonomy places the organism in Eukaryota, Metazoa, Chordata, Actinopteri, Perciformes, Liparidae. The record is from RefSeq and is a predicted model, not a curated record.
GCUCAAGCUGUGCUGCGUGCACGUAUAUCCCGGCUUUUGUUUCAGCAGCUGAAGAUACUCAUCGUCCUUCGAGCACGAAAAUGAAACGGGUUUGGGUGAUAGCUCUUCUUUGCGCAUUCUUUGCCUUUGCUGCUGUAAAGGCAGAGGAUGAACUUGACGUCGAUGGGAUGGUAGAGGAGGACUUUGGUAAAAGCCGAGAUGCCUCCAAAACAGAUGAUGAGGUGGUGCAGAGAGAGGAGGAGGCUAUCCAGCUGGAUGGCUUGAAUGCUGCGCAGAUCAAGGAACUCAGAGACAAGUCGGAAAAACAUGUCUUUCAGGCCGAAGUCAACCGUAUGAUGAAGUUGAUUAUUAACUCCCUCUACAAGAACAAAGAGAUCUUCCUCAGGGAGCUGAUUUCCAAUGCCUCGGAUGCUCUGGAUAAGAUCCGCUUGUUGUCUCUGACGAAUGAGCAUGCAAUGGACGCCAACGAGGAGCUGACUAUCAAAAUAAAAUCUGAAAAGGAGAAGAACAUGCUCCACAUCACUGACACUGGUAUUGGAAUGACCAAAGAUGAACUGGUGACGAACUUGGGCACCAUUGCCAAGUCUGGCACCAGCGAGUUCCUCAACCAGAUGACAGAAGCACAGACUGAGGACCCGUCGACCUCUGAGCUUAUUGGCCAGUUUGGUGUGGGUUUCUACUCUUCCUUCCUCAUUUCAGACCAAGUCAUCGUGACGUCCAAACACAACAAUGACACGCAGCACAUCUGGGAGUCCGACUCUAAUCAGUUCUCUGUCGUUGAGGACCCCCGUGGGAACACGCUGGGCAGAGGAAGCACAGUCUCACUCAUCCUGAAAGAGGAGGCCUCGGACUAUCUGGAGGUGGAGACUAUCAAGAACCUCGUCAAGAAAUACUCCCAGUUCAUCAACUUCCCCAUAUAUGUUUGGGCCAGUAAGACUGAGAUGGUGGAGGAGCCCAUCGAGGAAGAUGCUGAAGCAGCAGAGAAAUCCGAGAAGGAUGCUGCUGAAGAGGAGGCAGAGGUAGAGGAGGAGGAAGAGGAGGAGAAAGAGAAGCCUAAGACAAAGAAGGUUGAGAAGACUGUGUGGGACUGGGAACUGAUGAACGAUAUCAAGCCCAUCUGGCAGAGACCAGCUAAGGAGGUCGAGGAGGAAGAGUACAAGGCGUUCUACAAGAUGUUCUCCAAGGACACUGAAGACCCUCUGGCCCACAUCCACUUCACAGCUGAGGGGGAGGUUACCUUCAGAUCCAUCCUGUUUGUGCCCACUGCAGCGCCCCGCGGCCUGUUUGACGAGUAUGGUUCCAAGAAGAACGACUACAUCAAGCUGUUCGUGAGGAGAGUUUUCAUCACAGACGACUUCAACGACAUGAUGCCAAAGUACCUGAACUUCAUCAAGGGAAUGGUUGACUCCGAUGACCUUCCCUUGAAUGUGUCAAGAGAGACUCUGCAGCAACACAAACUACUCAAGGUUAUCCGCAAGAAGCUGGUUCGUAAGUCUUUGGACAUGAUCAAGAAGAUUGCCGAGGAGCAUUACAACGAAAAGUUCUGGAAGGAGUUUGGAACCAACAUCAAGCUGGGUGUCAUUGAGGAUCACUCCAACAGGACCCGUCUGGCCAAGCUGCUGCGCUUCCAGACCUCAAACAGCGAUAAAGACGUGGCCAGCCUGGAGCAAUAUGUGGAGCGCAUGAAGGAGAAGCAGGACAAGAUCUACUUCAUGGCUGGUACCAGCAGGAAGGAGGCCGAGUCUUCUCCCUUCGUGGAGAAUCUGCUGAAGAAGGGCUACGAGGUGAUCUACCUGACGGAGCCGGUGGAUGAGUACUGCAUCCAAGCGCUGCCCGAGUUUGACGGAAAACGCUUCCAGAACGUCGCAAAGGAGGGUGUCAAGUUUGACGAGAGCGAGAAGACCAAGGAGAAGCGGGAGGCCCUGGAGAAGGCGUAUGAGCCUCUCACCACAUGGCUGAAGGACAAGCCCCUGAAGGACAUGAUUGAGAAGGCUGUUCUCUCCCAGAGGCUAACAAACUCCCCCUGCGCUCUGGUUGCAAGUCAAUACGGCUGGUCAGGAAACAUGGAGAGGAUCAUGAAGGCACAGGCUUACCAGACGGGAAAAGACAUCUCCACAAACUAUUAUGCUAGCCAGAAGAAAACAUUAGAAAUCAACCCCAAACAUCCUCUCAUCAAGCAGAUGCUUAACAAAGUCAACGAGGACGGCGAGGACCAGACCGUGUCAGAUCUGGCCGUGGUUCUAUUUGAGACGGCCACGCUGCGCUCCGGCUACCAGCUGGCUGACACCAAGGCUUACGGAGAAAGGAUAGAGCGCAUGCUCCGACUCAGCAUGAACGUACCUCUGGACGAACAGAUUGAGGAGGAACCAGAGGAGGAGCCAGAGGAAGAACCAGAGGAGGAGCCAGAGGAGGAGGAGGAGCCAGCAGAGGACGACUCUGAUGUUAAAGAAGAAAUUGUUGAUGAAGAAGACGAGGAAACGAUAAAAUUGGACAAAACCGAACUGUAAAGCACUGAAUGAAGAGCAUGAAGCGACGGCGCUGGAGUUGGAUUGGCGUCUUGUUCCGGUGCCAUCGUGGUCAACAUCAUGAGUGGGGGUCCCUGGGUUGGUUUUUUUUUUUAAGGCGAGCAUUGUUUGUUUUAGUUAUUUUUUAUUACAUUCCUCAUGACUGUAAAUUUGUUAAUAUUUAACUGACCUGUUUGUGGAAAGAAACAAAGCUGUCUCUUGAUCGAAAUAAAUGUUUCCUGGAAAAAGGACA